Nanorana parkeri is the source of this 2928-nucleotide messenger RNA. RefSeq names its product mannan-binding lectin serine protease 2-like. Gene Ontology annotation, molecular function: serine-type endopeptidase activity; calcium ion binding. Bases 1 to 2928 code for a protein of 975 amino acids. The transcript has 13 exons. NCBI's taxonomy places the organism in Eukaryota, Metazoa, Chordata, Amphibia, Anura, Dicroglossidae. The record is from RefSeq and is a predicted model, not a curated record. Gene Ontology annotation, biological process: proteolysis.
AUGCAUUUUGCUGCAGAUUGUGGAAAAACCGUCUCACAUGCCACACAACGUAUAAUUGGAGGUUCGUUGGCCAAGCUGGGACAGUUCCCAUGGCAAGUAUACAUAAAAUUCGGUAGUUCCUCGGCAGCCGGUGCACUGCUCUCUGAUAAGUGGAUUAUAACUGCCGCCCAUGUGGUGCAUGACACAGACCCAACGGAGUUCACUAUGACAAUGGGGAUCAUCAGUCGGAAUGAUAAAAUUAACUAUAAGGCUGUGGCAGAAGCCUUCUAUAUUCACCCCAGUUACAGAAACGAUGAACCAUACAACCACGACAUCGCUCUGAUUAAACUCAAAGACAAAGUACCGAUAAAUGAAAACAUCCUCGGGAUCUGUCUCCCGACCAAAGACGACAGAUAUCGGAUCAGUGAAGAUGAAAAUGAUCACCACGUGGGGCGAGUAGCUGGCUGGGGUAUCACAGAAAAAAAUGUAAUUUCAAGAUAUCUGCGCUUUGUGGAGGUGGACAUCAUCAACCACGGACAGUGUGUGCGCGCGUAUACUCAAAAGAAAAUCAAAGUUAAUGUCACUGAAAACAUGAUCUGUGCCGGUAGUGAAGAAGGAGGAAAGGAUUCCUGCACUGGUGACGCUGGAGGCUCACUGGUUUUCUUUGAUGAUAAAAGCAACCAUUGGUUCAUUGGUGGGAUUGUUUCCUGGGGGUUGGAGUGUGGGGCUAAAGAUAGUUAUGGAGUCUAUACCAAGGUAAGCAACUACCUUGACUGGAUACACAAUAUUGCACUUGAGUCUCAGCUGGAUAUCUGCAGUGUGAGAGGUGGCCGUAGGAGCAGUGCCCCGACCACCAUGUGUUUGCUGCAGAAGCUGACUUUUGUUAAAGAUAGACUCUGGCAUCUUCUAAUCAUCGGUAUCGUAAUCCUCCAACAUGCAUAUUGCAUACAACUGACCGGACUGCAUGGAAGGAUUGCUUCUCCUCGGUUUCCAAAGCCGUACCCUAAUGAACAGAAUCUGAACUGGGACAUCCAAGUCCCCGAGGGACAUCGCAUCAAAAUCUACUUUACCCACUUCAACCUGGAGCUGUCUUACAUGUGUGAAUACGACUAUGUCAAGCUCACUUCCCAGGGGAAGGAGGUGGCUCAUUUCUGCGGUACGGAGUCUACUGACACAGAGAAAGCCCCCGGAGACACGGCCUUCUACUCCCUGGACAAUAAGAUGACGGUAACAUUUCGAAGCGACUACUCCAAUGAGAAGGAAUUAGCCGGCUUCGAGGCUUUCUAUAUGGCUGAAGAUAUAAAUGAGUGUGUGAAGCAGAACGAGGACGAGGAGGACACGUGUGACCACUACUGUCACAAUCACAUUGGUGGAUAUUAUUGCAGCUGCCGACCUGGCUUCAUUCUACACACAGACAGGAAAACCUGCAUAGUUCAGUGCAAGGAUGAGACGUACACCACAAAUUCAGGUGACAUCACAAGCCCAGAUUUUCCAGGUGUUUACCCCAAACUCACCAACUGCAAGUACACCAUCCAGGCAGAAGAGGGUUUUUCCGUUCUCCUGAGGUUCGUGCACUUUGACGUUGAGUCACAUCCGGAUGUCUUGUGUCCCUAUGACCAUUUACAGAUUAAAGCCAAAGGAAAAGACAUUGCUGUACUGUGCGGGGAAAAACUACCACCAGAGAUCAACACAAAGAGUAAUAAAGUAGACAUUGUAUUCACAACUGAUGGAUCGGGACAUCACACAGGCUGGAACCUCCAGUACACAGUAAUAGCUCUUCCUUGUCCUGAUCCUGUGCCGCCACCUCGAGGACAUUUUACGCCUGUACAGAAAACAUACGUUGUAAAGGAUCGCCUGUCGCUUUCUUGUGAAAAAGGUUAUGCGCUCAUAGAGAAUGGAAGAAAUAUACUCUCAUUCACUGCAGUGUGUCGUAGUGAUGGGCAGUGGGAUAAGCGAAUACCUCAAUGUGAACUCGUUGACUGUGGACCCCCAGAGGAUCUAGAGAGUGGGGCUUUCUCCUUCGUUACCACCAAAGACACAACUACGUACAAUUCAGUGAUACAGUACAGCUGCAAAGAUUUCUAUUUGAUGAAAGACGACUUAGUGCGGUAUCAAUGUGGAGCAGCAGGACACUGGGAGGAAAUAGUUACUAGGAGGAAAACACUGCCAAAAUGUGAACCUGAUUGUGGAAAAAGGGUCACACAUGGCUUGCAACGUAUAAUUGGAGGGUCAUUGGCCAAGCUGGGACAGUUCCCAUGGCAAGUAUUCAUAAGAGAAAGUCCUCAUUCAGGUGGAGGAGCACUGCUCUAUGAUAGGUGGAUUGUAACCGCCGCCCACGUUGUGCAUGACGUAGACCUGCCCCAACUCACUAUGAAAAUGGGAUUCGUUAGUAAGAAUGACACAAACUUUUAUAAGGCUGUGCCCGAAGCCAUCUAUAUUCACCCCAGUUACAAACACGAUGAUACGUACGACCACGACAUCGCUCUGAUUAAACUCAAAGACAAAGCACCGAUUAAUGAAAACAUCCUCGGGAUCUGUCUCCCGACCAACGACGACAGAUAUCGGAUCAGUGAAAAUGAAAUCGAUCACCACGUGGGACGCGUAGCUGGCUGGGGUACCACAGAAAGAGGUUCCACUGCAAGACACCUGCGCUUUGUCGAGGUGGACAUCAUCAACCACGGGCAAUGUGUACACACAUACAAACAAAAGAACAUCAAAACCAAGGUCACUGAAAACAUGAUCUGUGCCGGUAAGGAAGAAGGGGGAAAGGAUUCUUGCCAGGGCGACAGUGGUGGCUCAUUGGUCUUCUUCGAUGAUAAAAGCAACCAUUGGUUCAUUGGUGGGAUUGUUUCCUGGGGGUUGGAGUGUGGGGCUAAAGAUAGUUAUGGAGUCUAUACCAAGGUAAGCAACUACCUUGACUGGAUACACAAUAUUGUCCAGAACAAAUAA